CGAUCCCACAUUUACCAAAAAAAAUGGAUGCAUCACCAUAUAAAUAAAACCAAAUUUCUUCCAACCCUGAUUUCAUCCAAUUGAGUUUUGAUUUUCUUCUUCUGAUUUUGAAGUUUUUGAAUAGCUAUAUAUUAGAUAUAUAUCCUUAGUUCAAUCCACCCAUUGGCGUUUCAAUUGACUUGUUCAAUUGAUUUCAAAACAAAAAAAAACCAGGUCCAUAUACCUCUCCGUCCUUCGUCUGACUGCGUGUGUGUCUCCCCAUUUAUUAAUAUUCAUAACCUAGUUUGAUACUGAUCAAUUAAUCUUUAAAACACAAGUCAAUAAUUCAUCAAUCAUCCAUCAUUCAUUAUGUCUGCUGCUAAAAAACAUAUCAGAACUCAAUCGACUUGGGCUUUUGAUACUGCAACCACUACUGUUGCCGCUUCACAAAUGCGUAAUGCUUUGAAUAAUAUAGCUGAUACCGUUGAAAAUCCUGAUGAACAACAAAGAUUUGAAAAUGAAAUGGAUUCUUUCUUUGCUUUAUUCAGAAGAUAUUUAACUGAUAAAGCUGCUGGUACCACUUUAGAUUGGGAUAAAAUAAAGUCCCCAACUCCAAGUGAAGUGGUUCAAUAUGAAACUUUUGACGAAGUUGCCAAAGAUGCCACUAAUUUAUCAAAAUUAGCUGUAUUGAAAUUAAAUGGUGGUUUAGGUACUUCAAUGGGUUGUGUUGGUCCAAAAUCAGUUAUUGAAGUUAGAGAUGGUAAUACCUUUUUAGAUUUAAGUGUUAGACAAAUUGAAUAUUUAAAUCGUAAUUAUGAUGCUGAUGUUCCAUUAUUAUUAAUGAAUUCUUUUAAUACUGAUAAUGAUACUGCUAAAAUCAUUAAAAAAUAUCAAGGUCAUAGAAUUAGAAUUAAAACUUUUAAUCAAUCAAGAUUCCCAAGAAUUUAUAGAGAUUCUUUAUUACCAGUUCCAACUACUUAUGAUGAUAAUUUAGAAGCUUGGUAUCCACCAGGUCAUGGUGAUUUAUUUGAAUCAUUAGUUCAAUCUGGUGAAUUAGAUGCUUUAUUAGCUCAAGGUAGAGAAAUUUUAUUUGUUUCAAAUGGUGAUAAUUUAGGUGCUACAGUUGAUGUUAAAAUUUUAAAUCAUAUGAUUGAAACUGGUGCUGAAUAUCUUAUGGAAUUAACUGAUAAAACAAGAGCUGAUGUUAAAGGUGGUACUUUAAUUAAUUAUGAUGGUCAAGUUAGAUUAUUAGAAAUUGCUCAAGUUCCAAAAGAACAUGUUGAAGAAUUUAAAAGUAUUAAAAAAUUUAAAUAUUUUAAUACUAAUAAUUUAUGGAUUAAUUUAAGAGCUAUUAAAAAUUUGGUUGAACAAAAUGCUAUUGAAGCUGAAAUUAUUCCAAAUCAAAAAACUAUUUCAAUUGGUUCAAGUGAAAUUAAUGUUUUACAAUUAGAAACUGCUGUUGGUGCUGCCAUUAGACAUUUUAAUGGUGCUCAUGGUGUAGUGGUUCCAAGAUCAAGAUUCUUACCAGUUAAAACAUGUUCUGAUUUAUUAUUAGUUAAAUCUGAUUUAUUCUUUUUAGAACAUGGUGCAUUAAAAUUAGAUCCAACUAGAGAUGGAUUCUCAAAUCCUUUAAUUAAAUUAGGAUCUCAUUUUAAAAAAGUUAGUGGAUUCCAAUCAAGAAUUCCUCAUAUGCCAAAGAUUUUAGAAUUAGAUCAUUUAACUAUAACUGGUAAUGUUAAUUUAGGUAGAGGAGUUACCUUAAAGGGUACUGUUAUUAUUGUUUGUAAUGAUGGACAAAGAAUUGAUAUUCCAAAUGGUUCUAUUUUAGAAAAUGUUGUGGUUACUGGUAACUUGACCAUUUUAGAACAUUAGUCAAAUUUGUCUUAUCACUUUGCUUGCUACUUUACUCGCUAUUUCAUUCAUAAUUUUUGUCAGGAUUUCAGUAUUAUUAUUGAUUGUUUCUUAGUUCUACUUUGAUUGGUUUUCAAUCAU
Messenger RNA from Scheffersomyces coipomensis, 1971 nucleotides. RefSeq names its product UTP glucose-1-phosphate uridylyltransferase (gene UGP1). The record is from RefSeq and is a predicted model, not a curated record. Gene Ontology annotation, biological process: UDP-alpha-D-glucose metabolic process; glycogen metabolic process. The coding region runs from base 349 to 1851 and encodes 500 amino acids. Lineage: Eukaryota; Fungi; Ascomycota; Pichiomycetes; Serinales; Debaryomycetaceae. Gene Ontology annotation, cellular component: cytoplasm. Gene Ontology annotation, molecular function: UTP:glucose-1-phosphate uridylyltransferase activity. The transcript has a single exon.